AUGAGUUCCCUGUCCAGUCUGUCGCUGGCUGGGCCUGGAGCACCGGAAAACUCCAACAGGCGUAGACUACUCCUCGUGUACAUCCAUGGUUUCAUGGGCUCAGAAGCCAGUUUCCAAGACCUCCCAGCGCACAUCCAUGAUUUGUUGGCCGGUUUGUUGAGCGAAUCUCACGUGGUCUACACCCGCAUAUAUCCGCGGUAUAAAUCUCAUGGCGAAAUCCAAACCGCGGUGGCCCAGUUCAGCGCCUGGCUGUCACCCCAUGAGGCAGAUGAUUUGGAUGUCAUCCUACUGGGGCACAGUCUCGGUGGGAUUCUAGCCGCAGACGUUGCGCUUCUGCAAAAGCAUCGGAUUCUGGGGCUGGUGAACUUCGACGUUCCCCUUCUGGGGAUCCACCCCCGCGUCAUUCCAACCGGCGCUAGUGGCUCAAUCCCCAAGAAAGGCCCAGCAUUUGACGAUAAACUCGCAGGCGAGGAAGAAUGCCUGGACUUCAAACCGCCAGCUAACCCAGUCCCAUUCAACCCUAACUUUGACCCUCCGUUCCGGAACGACGUGCGCCUGGUGGAGCGUGGGUUCCUGAAGGGUAUGAUGCAUUUUGUCAACAAGAACACCGACAAUCUAUCGCGUUCUAUUGUUGACCGUCUUGUGUCACCGCUGAGAUUUGCCAACUGCGUCAACAACUACUCCGAGCUUCGUCGGCGAUACCGGCAGUUACGAGAGCUGGAGGCUGCGGAAUACAGCCCUCGGAGAGUUCGAUUCGUCAACUACUACACUGCGAGCACUGGUCGCAUCUCACAUAAGACCAAAAAGAGACCAGCAACGGAACCCGAAGGCCUUGACCAGACUAGAGAGUUGACGACAACCCCGCCCCAAGUUGGGACCCCGAGUGUUCCCAGUGACGUUGAAACUGCUACCUCUACGAUUAGCAACCUGAAACUCGAAGAGCACAAUUUGAAGGCAGUGCCCCAUUCUCCCCUGGCUUCCGAAGACGGCAGCUGUAGAAGAGACUCUUCGACCGUCGAUCUCACUAGUAUUGCAUCAUCUACCUCGGCCGAUCAGAAGAGCAGCCAGACCCUUUCGGAGAGCGUGUCCCUCUCGACGUCAGCCUCUUCCCCCAGCUCGGAUCUCUCGAGACAGAAACUCCGGAAGUUUAUCCUCUUGCCUUCUCAUCACUGGAGGCAUGACGACAACGCCCAUUGGACGCCAGUGCUUAUGGAGGACAUGGACGAAGUGUUGGCGCAUCAGUCCAUGUUUAUCCCGCGGGGCGCAAACUACGACUAUCUCGUUGGGGAUAGCGUGGGUUUGAUCGAGCAAUGGGUGCAAAGCGACUUGAGCCGACGGGCGCUCGAGGAAAGUCUUGACUAG
Molecule: messenger RNA, 1362 nt
Organism: Aspergillus candidus
Lineage: Eukaryota; Fungi; Ascomycota; Eurotiomycetes; Eurotiales; Aspergillaceae
Exons: 2
Coding region: 1-1362 (453 amino acids)
Source: RefSeq, a predicted model, not a curated record